UCGGACUUGUAUUCCAGUUGGACUGAACCCAACGCUACUUGCUGGAGAGGAGCCUGCUCAGCGUAGUGUGUUGGUCAUGUUGAAGAAUGUUCUGAGCAGGUUGGUUACAGAAACUGGUCGUGUUCACCGUCGUGUGAAUCGCGCUUCGUCCAUACAGACGCUGACGGCCUGCCGUGUGUCGGCGAGGAGCUUCGCCGAGGUGAAGGACGAGGUGCAGCUUCCUUUCGACUCCUCCCUGCUGGAAGUACUGGUCUGUCCGCUGUCCAAGAAGCCACUGAGGUAUGAUGCCAACACCAACGAGCUGAUCAACGAGGAGCUCGGCAUUGCUUAUCCCAUCGUUGAUGGCAUUCCAAACAUGAUCCCGCAGGAGGCCAGGCUGAUACAGAAAGACACUCAAACUCCAAGCACACCUGCAGAGUAGAAUAUCUUUGUUGGACCGAACUCUAACUAA
Messenger RNA from Xiphophorus couchianus (Monterrey platyfish), 451 nucleotides. RefSeq names its product PIGY upstream open reading frame (gene pyurf). The transcript is spliced from 2 exons. NCBI's taxonomy places the organism in Eukaryota, Metazoa, Chordata, Actinopteri, Cyprinodontiformes, Poeciliidae. The record is from RefSeq and is a predicted model, not a curated record. The coding region runs from base 77 to 421 and encodes 114 amino acids.